UUUACAGAACGCAUGCGUAAGAAAUAGUUAUGUUGACAAAAAUCGAGAAAAUAAUAAUAAUCGGACUGAUGAACUGAUUGAAUUUCUAUGAGAUUUAUUAUGAUAUAGCAUUAUCUGUGAUAAUUUAUUAGUUACGAGGCAAAAACAGAAAUUGAUAAAAAUGUCAAAGCCUAAAUCUGCGGAAUGUGUGAAAGUGGUUGUGAGAUGCCGACCAAUGAAUGAAAAAGAGACAGCUGAUCACCAUGUUGGUGUGGUAGAAAUGGAUGUAAAUAAAGGUGUUAUAGCUGUAAAAAAUAUAAAUAAUCCUGGAGAUCCACCUAAAACUUUUACAUUUGAUUCAGUUUAUGAUUGGAACUCAAAACAACGUGAUUUAUAUGAUGAAACAUUUCAUGAUUUAGUUGAAUCAGUAUUACAAGGUUUUAAUGGAACUAUAUUUGCUUAUGGACAAACUGGAACUGGUAAAACCUUUACUAUGCAAGGUAUAAAAGAAGACCCAGAAUUACGAGGUGUUAUACCUAAUUCCUUUGAACAGAUUUUUCAACAUAUUUCCCGCUCACAAAAUCAACAAUAUUUAGUACGUGCAUCAUACUUAGAAAUUUAUCAGGAGGAUAUAAGAGAUUUAUUGUCAAAGGAUCAAUCUAAAAGAUUAGAUUUAAAGGAAAGACCUGAUACAGGCAUCUAUGUGAAGGAUUUAUCAUCAUUUGUAACUAAAAGUGUAAAAGAAAUUGAACAUGUUAUGCAUGUAGGUAAUCAGAAUAGAUCUGUUGGAGCCACGAAUAUGAAUGCUCAUAGUUCACGAUCUCAUGCUAUAUUUAUUGUAACAGUGGAAUGUAGUGAGAUAGGUGUAGAUAAUGAAAAUCAUAUUCGUGUUGGUAAAUUAAAUAUGGUAGAUUUAGCUGGUAGUGAAAGACAAGCUAAAACAGGUGCAACUGGUGAUAGGUUAAAGGAAGCUACUAAGAUCAAUUUAUCAUUAUCAGCACUAAGUAAUGUUAUAUCUGCUUUAGUUGAUGGUAAAAGUACACAUAUACCAUAUCGAGAUUCUAAACUUACUAGAUUAUUGCAAGAUUCCCUAGGAGGUAAUGCUAGAACUGUUAUGGUGGCUAAUAUAGGUCCUGCUAGUUAUAACUGUGAUGAAACUCUUACAACACUCAGGUAUGCAAAUAGAGCUAAAAAUAUCAAAAAUAAACCCAAAAUUAAUGAAGACCCUAAAGAUGCUCUGUUACGUGAAUUUCAAGAUGAAAUUGCCAGGUUAAAAAAUCAGCUGACUUCUAAAGGUGGACCAAAGAAAAAGAAAAAAAGAAGACAGAGAAGAAAUAAAGAUGGUGAAAUAAUAGAAGAUGAUGAUGAUGAUGAUGACCAAGAAGGAGGAGGUAAUGAUGAUGAUGCUGAAGCCUAUAUGGCGGAACAACAGUCUAAAUUAGAUGAAGAAAAGAAAGCUAUAUUAAAUGACACUACACUUAUAGCGGAGGUCAGUUUUUCUACUUUAAAAUUGGGCUAUUUGUCCUGUCCAUCCGAAAAAGAAAAGUUUCUAGAAGAAUUGAAAGAAAAAGGAGAAAAGUUGAUGAAAGAAAGAGAAAUGAAAGAUGCUUUAUCAAGUAAAAUAAAGGCUAUGGAGAGUAAAUUACUGAUGGGUGGUAGAAAUAUCAUUGAUCAUACAAACGAACAACAGAGAGCUCUUGAACAAAGAAGACAAGAAAUAGCUGAACAAAAGCGAGUAGAAAGAGAAAUUAAACAGAAAUUGGAAGAAAAAGAAGAAUCUGCUGUUGAAUUACAAGAAACCUAUGCAUCAUUACAACAAGAAGUUGAUGUGAAAACUAAAAAACUUAAAAAGGGUGAGAAUAUUUUACAAGUUGAACUAGACAUGCCAAAUCGUACAACACGAGAUUACGAGGGACCGACGGUAGCGCCAAGAGUACAAGCAGCAUUAGAUGCUGCCUUACAAGAAGAAGAAAAUAUUGAUAUUGAUGGAAGGUAA
Patella vulgata (common limpet) is the source of this 1975-nucleotide messenger RNA. RefSeq names its product kinesin-like protein KIF3B. Gene Ontology annotation, molecular function: microtubule binding; ATP binding; microtubule motor activity. NCBI's taxonomy places the organism in Eukaryota, Metazoa, Mollusca, Gastropoda, Patellidae. The transcript has 18 exons. The record is from RefSeq and is a predicted model, not a curated record. Gene Ontology annotation, biological process: microtubule-based movement. Bases 161 to 1975 code for a protein of 604 amino acids.